Chara braunii is the source of this 3001-nucleotide messenger RNA. Lineage: Eukaryota; Viridiplantae; Streptophyta; Charophyceae; Charales; Characeae. The record is from the annotation of a GenBank genome assembly.
UGUGUGUGUGUGUGUGUGUGAGAGAGAGAGAGAGAGAGAGAGAGAGAGAGAGAGAGAGAGAGAGAGAGAGAGAGAGAGAGAGAGAGAGAGAGGUUUGAGGAGGGUGUCGAGCGCUGUGAGCCUCAGUGCUACACAUAGUGGCAAAGAUGGAGAAAAGUCGCCUUCCUCAGUCGUCAUCAUUAUUUGUAAAUGAUGGGUCGUUCAUGGAGAGAUUCAAGCAGAUGCAGAAGGAGAAGGAGGAGAAGGAGCGAGCUGCGGCCGCCGCCGCCGUCGCCGUCGCCGCCGCCAGCAUCGCUGCUCCUUCCCAUGGUUCUGGAAGCCGAGGGGAAGGCUCACCCACUUCUUCAAGGCCAUCCCCCGACGAUGCGGAGGGAGGCGGCUGCGCAUUUCUAUCUAGCUGCACAUCGGCGGCUGAUAGCGGGCCGUCAUCAUCUCGUACGGCUCCGACCUCGAAAGCUGGAGCUGGCGGCAGCGGGAGUAUCGCCUUCUCUCUUGGCAGAGGAGGUGGCGGCGCCGGGAGAGCUGGAGCUGGCGGUACCAACGGUAAACUGGCUUUCAGUCUGAAGACUAAGCCAAAACCUGCGAUCAAACCCAUCCGAUUAGGUGGAGAUGAUGAAGAUGAAGAUGAAAACAAAUCUAUGACCCGAUCAGAUGAUAAGCGAGAUGCGAAGCGGCCAAGAACAGACGCAGGAGGAUCGUCCUCUACAAUUGGAGCCUCUUCCAGCUCAUCGGCAGGAGGUGCUCCACCACCACCACCAUCGGAUCCGGAUGUGCAAAGAGUUGCUGAUAAACUCGCGAGUUUUGUAGCGAAAACUGGAAGGCAAUUUGAAAACAUCACUCGGCAAAAGAACCCUGGUGACACCCCUUUCAGGUUUCUUUUUGACACAUCGUGUGCAGAUUACAAAUACUAUGAAUGGAAGCUUGCCCAGGAGGAGGCUGCCCUGGGAGUCGAUUCCCAGAGAGCUGGAUCAUCAUCAGGUGCUGCAGGAUCCCAUCGUCCUCCGCCAAAGGAAGGCCAAUCGGUUCCUACGAGAUAUCAAACACCUGCUUCUGCACUAUACACUUCCGAUGACCUCUCAAGCAGACCUUCCAAGUUUCAUGACGCCAUGCCAGUGCCUUCCUCCACAGCGCCUGCAUCGGCAGGAGCUUCAGCAGGUCAAUCAGCGGGAGAAGUUGACUCCGUGACAAUGAUGGAAUACUUCAUGAAGAAGGCGGCGAGGCAGGAUCUACGAAAGCCUUCCAAGUCCAAUGAAUCUUCUCAGAACCGCACAGGGGCAGCCUCAGGCGCUGCGGGCCGGGGCCAUCACAUGGGCGACUUCAUACCAGAGGAGGAGCUGCAGAAGUUCUUGGCCAGGUGUAAUGACGUGAAAGCUCAGGCAAAAGCACUGGAAGCAGCGGAAAGCGCAAAAAUCCAGUCAGAUAAUGUUGGCCAUAAGCUGCUUUCCAAGAUGGGUUGGAAAGAAGGUAUGGGACUUGGUAGCAGUGGUGGUGGCCGUGCGGAUCCCGUGGAAGCAGGAUCGGUGAAACUCAACAACCUUGGAGUUGGAGCACAGCACCCUGGUGAGGUGACACCUGAGGACGACAUCUACGAGCAGUACAAGAAACGGAUGAUGCUCGGAUACCGCUACAGGCCCAAUCCACUGAAUAAUCCAAGGAAAGCAUACUACUGAAUUCACAGUCGGUGUCGGGCAUUGAGCAAGACCAAGAAUGUUCGUCAUCGAAGCUCUCUACAGCCAUCAAUGAUAGUGUUUCGCUGGUCGACGCCUUCAUGUCAUGCACCACCAGGUGGCCAAGAGCUACAGCAUCGUCUACUCCGACUCGUCAGUUAACCGUUGUAUCCGUGCAUUGAAGCGCCUCAGCCUCAGGAACACAGGGCAAUUUUGGUCGACUUAUGUACAGUUCUGAGCUCUCUGCCUCUCUUUUGAUUGCUGCCUCUGUCGAUCAGUAUGUUGGCAUGCCUAGAUUUCUGGGCCAGAUGUGGAGAGAAUUUUGAUAGAAUAAGUGGCUGAGAGGGGGGGAGGGAGAGGAGAAGAGGGAUGCAGAAGGUUCCUGAUGUUUGGGUGGUGUUUUGAAUGCAGCAAAUCUCUAUUGUCGGCAAGGUGCGAGAUUGCUGAGGAGGGAUGGAGGGACUGUGGCGUUGGGGAAUAUCUGAUGCGACAUCCAAUGACUGUUUUUGCUCCUGUUUGUGGCUCCAGAUUACGUUUCUUCUUCACGCAAGCAACGACUUGGUCCUGCAUGCAGUUCCGCUACGGGAAUUACUAGAAGAAUUCUGGUAAUGUUAGUGUGUGGCCGUCACCAUGUUGGCCUGUUCUAGUGUGUGCAAACAUCCAUAUAUAGCCUCUACUGUUUGCCAUUCUACCCUCUACGAGUUUAUGCGCCACUUGGUUGUGUGUGUGUGUGUGUGUGUGUGGUGUGUGUGUGUGUGUGUUCUGGGGUGUGUUUUGCAAGGGUGAAGACGGGCACAACAUCUGUAUGGGAGGAUUGUUUACCUCGACCUUUCAUGUGCAUUUGUGCUUGUGUGUGGAAAAGUAGCGGUCCCGUUUCUUGAUGAGGAAAAGUAGGGUUCCCGUUUCUUCUCCCUUGGUACUCAGCUUCGUGGUUCCCAGUUUAACUGCAGGAAAAACAGUUUGGAAUUCUUUCAUAGGGCCUCCUUUUGCGGCUGUUCUCAGCAUUGUCUGGGUCGUCUGACGCUGAAGAUGUAAAAGGGCUUGUUCUCCCUGCUGAAGAAGAAUCUGUGUGCGAAUGGUCGAUAGUGGCGACAGACAAGAGCCGUGCACAUGGUAAAUAAUUGGGUGUACAACUUGUUGGUCUGUGUACCAGCUUGGCAAGAGAAUCAGGCGGCUCUUUCACUGUGAAUGUGUUUAAUGCCUAGCAUGACUCGAACCAAAGCAGAAAGGGCUGUUGUAAGUAUAAUUUUCUUUAUUAGGGUGUAUCAAGUAAUGUGUGGUCGUUGAAUCGUCAACGUUGUUGGCAGCUGCGGGGCCUCGGGGUUAUCCUAAUA